Messenger RNA from Aphanomyces invadans, 3108 nucleotides. RefSeq lists its product as hypothetical. The coding region runs from base 20 to 3046 and encodes 1008 amino acids. Lineage: Eukaryota; Oomycota; Saprolegniomycetes; Saprolegniales; Verrucalvaceae. The record is from RefSeq and is a predicted model, not a curated record. The transcript has a single exon.
CACAAGCUCGUCUCAAGCGAUGCAGGUGCUGACGUUUGGCCUCGUGGGGGCCAUCCUGUGCUUAUGGUUCACAUUCGACGCCGGAACGUCUAUAUUCAUCAUGCUCGUCAUGUUCCUGCUCGUAUCUUACGUGGCAAACCGCGUCCUGUUGGAGUCAUCACCAGCCCACUUUCACGACUGCGGGUUUACAAACGACGAAGACGUCGCAUUCGACGACGAAUACGAAGAAGACUCUGUACAGACCACACCCACAAGAACGAAUCCCCAAGAAAAGCAGCCGUGGAAUGUCCCAGGUCUCAGGAUUCGUGAACUCAUCAUGCCGUCGUCGUCGCAGCACCGAAAAGACACAAUGCAGGCGGGCCAGGAGCUAUGGCCCAACUCGGACACUCCCGUUGAGAUCGAAAACGAGUAUUUCAGUGGUCGCAUCCUGUUCUUGCUCAAAACAGAGCCACGUAGCCCGACGUGGGGCCAACUUUUUGUCGGUCGCCGCCGGUUGUUUUGGAUCCAGUUGCAAGGCAAAUUCAAAAAGCAGCCGCAAGGGACUGUGUACGUGGGUGGCGAAAUCCCCAACAAGAUGAAGCUGGGCUUUUUCACGAAAGGGUUGUGCCGUGUGCUCCUUUCGGUCAUCAACUGCCUUGUCGUGGGGUUGCACAACAGCUUCGGUCGGUUGUAUCCCGGUGACGUGGCGUUACAGGACGACGAAGAACUGCCUCACCUGGCGUUCCCAUUGCACUCUUCCGUGGACGAGUUUAUUUGCACGCCGGCAGGGGAGGAGCCCCCAGCGUUGGGCUCGGACGGGUUCCUCGAAACGCGCGAAGAGCGAGCAAAACGGAGGUCGGGCAAGUACCCGUACGAGUUCAACACGGCCGACACGUACUCGUUCUCAUUCUUCAACUUUUACCUGGACUUUGAAAACUGGAAGGUUGUGAAUGCUCCUGGGGUUCCGGAUAUCAAUCUGUCCCAGUUUUGGGGCAGUAUGCCGAUGCGCAUCGUGUCGUACAGUUUGGCGCAGCCCGGCUCCCAGCGCCACACGCGCGGCCUGAAGCUGUACAACUUUUGUUUUGAGCUGACACCGCCGACAUGUGACGAGAACGCGUCUCCGAUACAGCGUUCGUCCUCGGCGACGGACAUGGCAGCCGUUGACGUGGAAGCAGAAGAGCUGGAGUUCCUCCGCGACGAGCAAAAGGCGCACACGCAGCUCGCCAACGAAUUAAGCUGCUUUGUCUUUACCAUCCCUGCCUGGCUCGAGUACUUCAGCACCCACGACCAUACGAAAGGUCCCGGGCAACGCCGUGUUGCGUAUGCAUUUGACAUCCUUGAGUACACCGACACGAGCCGGAGCCGGCUCAAGCGACAUCACAUCGCCAUCCACGGUGCGUCGCAAGCGCACAUGCCACUAACACUCGCGAACGACCAUCCCACCAGCGAAGCGUUUGGGACACAGUUCGAAUUCACGGUCGAAUCCAAGUCGGUCGGUGGUAGCGCGAUUGAAAAGGAACGCAUUGAAGUGGAGGCCCGCUUGAUUGACAUUUCGCGCGAUCGGGUCAUGGCGACGCUGGUCGAAAAAGACCACAAAGGCCUGUCCAUUGCGCACUUGAUUGCAGCCAAAAAUCAGCUCAAGCGACUGCUCACGUCACCAAGCACGGUGCUGCCAUACGCGCCGUUCUUCGCCGCUCGAGGGCUUGUGGCCAACGCGACCCAGUGUCAGGUGGUCCGAAUGGUGUGGGACUCGCACUGGCGCAACGAAUGGAUGAUCCUAGACACGGGCAAGUCCAAAGCCCUUCGCUUCUUUCGCAUGUCGUCGUCCACGCCGUGCGUGACGAUUCACCUGGCCGACAUCUUGGCGCUGUCGCCGAUCUCUGGCACGACGUUCAACCUCCCGGCGACGGCGAACUGCAACGGAAUGCACUGGAUCCAAAUUGAAACGCUGGCACGAGUUCACGUUCUUGCAGUGGCCAGUUACCAAGAGUAUGAGUUCUGGAUGAAGAUGCUGGCAGUCGAGGUGGAAAAGAUUGUCGUGGAGGGAAAGGAUGUACUCGCGCGAUCCGUGUUGGGCCAACCAUUUCGGUCGAUUGCCGGCCUUUUGGGCAAAGGGCGCCACCCGAAAGACCUGUUCAUGCCCACACGGGGGGACGAUGGCCGUGUUGUGCUGAACGACCGCCGAAUCGCCACGCGCUUUGGGUUGUCUCUGCCAGCGUCAGCGCAGUCCGCCUCGACGGAACACAAGCUCUUCCUCGAAAUGUGCGAAGUGGCAGAGAAGGCGCUGCGCAUGGUGCUCGUACUCACAAAACACCCCACAGCGUGCCUGACCGGUGAAGUGCUCACAUUUCUUGACCAAGUGUCCAUCUUGAAGAGGUUCGUCCCGGCGCUGUCGUCCAAGGCGCUGGCCACUGUGUCCACAGCCCACCGCACGGCGUUUUUCUUGAACGUGUACCACAUCCUGGUGCUGCAUGGUUCGUUUUUCGAGCUGCUGCCGACCGUCAAGCCCAAAUUGACGUGGAGUUCGUUUUACAACAUCGUAUCGUACGACAUUGCUGGGAUGUCCCUCACCCCUGCCGAAAUCGAGCACGCCAUUAUCCGCGCGUCGCUGUGUCCGCUAAAGCCGCCGUUUCCCGCAUUCGUCGUGCCUCGAUUCGCCGACGAUGACCCAAGACGAGUGCUGAAGGUCCCGACCGCGGAUUACCGCGUGGACUUUGCUGUGAAUUGCCUCACCAAGUCGUGUGUCCAAGUGGUAGCAGUCUUUCGCGGGGAUGAUCUCGAUCGCCAAUUGAACUACAUCUGUCGCGUCGUGCUCAGCACGCUCAUGUCGACUGACUCGAAGCGCCACGUGAUCUACUUGCCCCGGAUAUGCGAAUGGUACCACGCCGACUUUCCAGGCGACGACACAGUGCUGUCAAAAGUCACAACGUUGGCGACCCAUCUGGACGGCGACAUCAAGCGCGCCGUCGAUCUUCUCCUCGGUCACCCCACCAAGCUCUCGAUCAAGUAUUUAAAGUACGACUACGGCUUCCACAGCACGAUCUUCCUCGCCGGGGAUGCGCCGUAGAGCCACCCACCGUACUAGCUUUGUAAUGUCGCCUGUAACAUCGUCUGUGCGUACCUUGGCCA